AAUAUAAUAAAUGGGUUGUUCAGCAUCAAAAAAGUUUACGAGGAAGGGGACAGGCUUUGACGAUUACACUUAAAAAUUGGAUUCUGAUGAUCAAACCAAUUUAGGAAUGAUUGCCUUCAAGAGCCUGGAGAAGAAACACAUGGUAGUUAACCUGGAGAUGUUAUCAAAAACUUGUUCUCCCGAGCAUAAGUGCAGAUUGGGUGAAAUACCAGAAGACAUUUGAAAUGACUAAAUUAUACUCAACUGAUUAUUAUUAUUCAUCUUC
Paramecium tetraurelia is the source of this 265-nucleotide messenger RNA. RefSeq lists its product as uncharacterized. The record is from RefSeq and is a predicted model, not a curated record. NCBI's taxonomy places the organism in Eukaryota, Ciliophora, Oligohymenophorea, Peniculida, Parameciidae. The transcript has 2 exons.